This is a messenger RNA of Morus notabilis, 1320 nucleotides long. RefSeq names its product protein UNUSUAL FLORAL ORGANS. The transcript has a single exon. The coding region runs from base 1 to 1320 and encodes 439 amino acids. The record is from RefSeq and is a predicted model, not a curated record. Gene Ontology annotation, molecular function: protein binding. Lineage: Eukaryota; Viridiplantae; Streptophyta; Magnoliopsida; Rosales; Moraceae.
AUGGAAGCCUUUGGCCCUAAUUCUAUCACCUUACCAUUUUCCUACACCUUCGCUACUUCAGCCACAACUAGUAGCAGCACAAGUAUUAUGUCCUCCUGCAGCUCCUGCUGGAUGGACGGCAGGAUUUGGAGCAAGCUCCCGCAGCGCCUUCUCGACCGCGUGAUCGCCUUUCUCUCGCCGCCGGCGUUCUUUAGGGUUCGCUGCGUCUGCAAGAGAUGGUACGGCCUCCUCUUCUCCCCCGCCUUUCUCGAACUUUACCUCCAACUUUCACCGCAUCGACACCACUGGUUCCUCUUCUUCAAACACAAAUCCCUCAAAAACUACGUCAAUCUCACAAAAACCACCGACGACAACAACAACAAUAACACAACCUCAUGCGCCGAAGCAUUCCUCUUCGACCCUUACGAUCUUUCAUGGUACAAGCUCUCUCUUUCCGAUCUCAUUCCCUCUGGCUUCUCUCCAGCUUCUUCUUCUGGAGGUUUGAUCUGCUACGUCUCGUGCGAAGCCGGCCCCAAAGGCCUUAUUCUCUGCAACCCAAUACUCGGUUCUUUAAUCCAAAUACCUCCAACACUAAGACCACGUCUUUUCCCUUCCAUUGGCUUAGCCGUUAGCCCUACUUCCAUCGACGUUACCAUCGCCGGAGACGACCUGAUUUCCCCUUACGCGGUGAAAAACCUAACUUCCGAAAGCUUUCAUAUCGAUGGAGGUGGGUUUUAUUCUCUCUGGGGAACCUCCUCUUCUCUCCCUAGACUCUGCAGUUUCGAGUCCGGUCGAAUGGUUCACGUCGAAGGGAGAUUCUACUCCAUGAACUACAGUCCUUUCAGCAUCUUGGCACACGACAUUUCGUCGAACAGUUGGUGGAAGAUCCAAGCCCCGAUGAGGAGGUUUCUCAGGUCGCCGAGCCUUGUGGAGAGCAAAGGCAAACUUCUCCUGGUGGCUGCCGUCGAGAAGAGCCAGCUGAACGUCCCCAAAAGCCUGAGGAUUUGGGGGCUGCAACCGUGUGGGAUCACGUGGUUUGAGAUGGAGAGAAUGCCGCAGCAGCUUUACAUUCAGUUCGCGGAGGUCGAAAAUGGAAAUGGAUUUUACUGCGUUGGUCAUGGGGAGUUCGUGGUGCUAAUAGUCGUUGGGACGGAGAAAGCGCUUCUGUUUCAUAUGGGAACCAAGAGAUGGCAGUGGAUUCCGCCGUGUCCGUACGUUAAUGGCGGCGGCGGCGGCGGCGGGGGGGAGCUGCAUGGUUUUGCUUAUGAGCCGAGACUGGCGACGCCGGUCACCGGGCUUCUUGAUCAGCUCACGCUUCCGUUUCAUCAGUCUUACAAUUAA